AUGCGUUUCGGAAUCAAAUGCGAACAUUCCGAUCAUUUUGAAGAGUACUUUAAUACCUUUGAUCGACUUCAAACUGAUACGGAUCGAAUUUGGAAAUUCCAAAGAUAUGAAUUGAUCUGUGAAUAUUUAUCUCGACCAUCGUUACCCCCUCCACUUAUACUUUUUGCUCAUCUUUGGCGAUUCGGAUUAUAUAUAUUAUCACGAUGUGUUAGUUCACCAUGGCUUAAUGCACUCUAUGAUCAACAUACCAAACGUACUAAAUAUGAAAUAGCGCUUGAUGAGAAAUCUGCGACUAAUAUCGAAAUAGCUGAAGAUGCACUUGGUGAUGAAGUUUAUUAUAAUUUUUCGAAACAUGGCUUGCAAUUAAUUGAAGAACAUGAACUUGAUGAGGAACAAAUCACUUCACCACAAGAGGGCAUGUUAAAGAAAAUACGAGCACUUGAAAAUCGAGUACAACUGAUCGGUGAUCAACAAAAUCAAGUAUUAGACUAUCUUGAUUGUUUAAUGGAAGGUAUGAAAAAGAUGGGUGGAGACAGUAUAAGAAUGCCUGAUCGCCGCCAUCUGGAACUAGAUGAACCAAUUGAAGAUACAAUGAACCAUAUUGGUCAUCCGAGACGAGAACUUCGACGAGAAUCUUUAAUAGAUGAAGUAUAUACUCCAAUCGUUAUCCCUUCGGGUGUCGCACCAACAACACCUACUAGUUCUUCCCAAUCAAUUAAAACGUAA
Rotaria socialis is the source of this 726-nucleotide messenger RNA. The record is from the annotation of a GenBank genome assembly. Lineage: Eukaryota; Metazoa; Rotifera; Eurotatoria; Philodinida; Philodinidae.